AUGAACUCAUUAAGAACAAGGACAGCAACGACGGCGAUCAGGAUCUGCAGGAGACACGCCUCUUCCAGCGCAAAGGCAACAGCAUCAAAAGCAGCAGCCUCAGCAUCCACAGAACCAUUGUUGACAAAAAAGAGAGAAAGUCUGGACCCAGCUCAAAACAAGGACAAGUUCCUUGUCGGGAACCCACACCCAGUUUCAAACCUCCGUCCAGUCUUAUACCCCAUCCCUGCCAACGAGCCCAAGGAAGAUCGACUCUUCCGGGAGAGAUGCGAGCGUGUCGAUGCCUUCAACCAGAACUUUUGGGUCAACAAUAACGCCAUGUUCAACAAGGCCAAAGCCGAAUUCGAGGAGAAAGUCCGCGCAACGAACGGAAACCAACCAGUGACGACAGACGAGCUUUCAGUGUUCUACAAGGACUUCUUGGACAAGGCAUACGAACGACAGCUCAACUACAACAAGCAGUGGUGGAUCGAGAACAUUGGCCUUCUCCUCCCUGCUGCAAAGGCCGCCGUCAGGAAAUGGACCUCUCGUUCCUAG
Molecule: messenger RNA, 537 nt
Organism: Linnemannia hyalina
Lineage: Eukaryota; Fungi; Mortierellomycota; Mortierellomycetes; Mortierellales; Mortierellaceae
Source: the annotation of a GenBank genome assembly